This is a messenger RNA of Spirometra erinaceieuropaei, 2879 nucleotides long. Lineage: Eukaryota; Metazoa; Platyhelminthes; Cestoda; Diphyllobothriidea; Diphyllobothriidae. The record is from the annotation of a GenBank genome assembly.
AUGCCCGUCCAAAUCACAGGCCGCCUUGCGGUUGGUGAUCACCGGCACGUAAGUCAGAAAAGGGUUAUUCCGGUUCCCCUUGUCUUCGUCGGCGAAACUUUUGACUGCUUGCAUGGCCAGCAUGGUUACCAUGGCACAAUUCGCCAAAAAUUUCUGACAUUAGUGCGCUGAUGACCAGGUGGUGGUUAAAGGAAUAACACUGCUAUCCUGAAUUAUUAAUGGCUUAACCGUGGCUUCGCACUUGCACUUAAUAUCAUGUACACCACUUUCACUCAAACAUUCUUGCGCUCUCUUGAGGGUGUACGGGCUACUGAAAGGGAAUUUAGUAGUCAACACUCGUCUUCACUCAGUUAAAAUCCCUCUUGAGGCACUUGGCAUCUUUCUGCAGUCCGAGAUACAAAAGACCACAAACGAGUCGAGGCGAAAGAUUGUCAGGGGAAAAAGUCCUGAUAUGACACCCAUGCAGAUUUCCACCAAAACACCUCUUCCUCGGAGUCCCCUUAGGCGACGGAGCUGACGCAGCCAAUUAAGUUUACUGGGGAACACACGAUAAGAUAACGGGCACACUGUAAUCAAUACCGACUAUUUGUCCUACCCCAGUGACCGCGUAGGUGACCCUAGUCAAAAACCGUCCGAUUCUAGGUGAGUCGAAGGAAACCUAUGACAGGAUUUUACAACAAGGGCCGGCACACGUCCUUUUCUGCUUUCGCAACUCUUUGUAUUGCCUACUUCUGAAAGUAUAUCACCAAGACAAAUGGUUUAGGCCGAGGCAUAAAACUGAAGAGCUUGAAGGCUGCCAUUCAGGUUGUUCAGAGACAGUAUAAAUCCCAAUAGAAUUUAUUUUUCAGAUGAUGACUACAUCAACAGGCAUACUGACCUUCCUCCGGCAUACAUAGUCCUGCGUCACCACCUAUGCAGGGGUUAGGACAAGAUGGCGGUGAGAAUGACCCCUCUUUUGCUCCAGUGCAUUGGAAACGCAGUUUGCCGUAGGAGCUAAAUAUGAUAUCUGAUGGUCGUCGGCCCCACAGUCCCAGUCCCGGGCGGCCAAAUGACGCAAGUAACUAAAAUUCCCACCGAACACAUCUAAGUACAGUAUCAUUAAUAUCAUAGACGCUAUAAUGGCGACCUGAGAACUGUAUCACCGUAUGUAAACCAUAAUUUCAGGGUAUAAAAUAACCUAUCUAGGACUAAAAGUGCUUUAAACUUAUUUCCAGGAACCGAUUUGCUAUAUGAGCUAUCUCGUGAGCUGUAAGCCUAAAUUGUAAAAUGUGCUUUUGAUCCGCAAAGUUUACCCAAGUAGAGUUGUCAUAUUUAUCAUCGUGCGGCGUAUGCGCAACAUAUAUCAAUCACGCCAGGAUGUCAGCUUUCGAAUAAGCUUCUUUCGGCCGUCUGAAAAAAAAACACUCUGGAAAGUGACUAGAUGUGUAGUAUGAAAUUUUUCCAUUGAUUUUCAGUGUGUUUAUAAAUUCACUUCUGUUUUAUAGAAAAUGUUCACAAAAACAUUUUUUCUUGCACCCGACUUGAGUCUUCUCUACAUUUUUUACUUGAAUACAGGGAGCAUCUUUUGGCUUUAAAAGGUUUCUAUUUAUGAGAUUUUUAGGACAACGCGGUGUCCAUCCACACAGCAUCGGAUACGCACGUUGAUUAAGGCUUCUUAUUAAGUAUACGACCUGGUCCAAUCCAUUGCAAAAUUUCAUGAGUGCUAUCUGACAUCUUCCAAACAGUGUAAUAAAAUGUGUGAUAUUCCUCUGGCGGAAUGUAAACAGCAUGCAGCAUGAAAACCCUGGAUGCAAUUGUGACGGCAGAUGGGACAAAAAUCAUUCGGGAAUUAAAAGAGUCCUUACAAACCAAAAGGAUAAAAUUUGACGAACACGUGGUUUGCUACUAAAUGAGUACAAGAGAGAAUAUUUUUGUGCACAUCUUCCAUUAAAAAAUUGAAUUUAUAGGAGCAUCGAAAAUCAGGGGAAAAAUUCCUCCUAUAUAAGUAGUCAUUUCUUAUAGAGUGUUGUUUUGCAGACGAUCGAAAAAACUGACACGCCAAUGUGACUGAAACAUCUUAUGGCUAAGCUGCACGAUAAUUAAUUAUAACAGCCCUACUCGGGUAAACUUUUCUGAUCGAAGGCACAUUUCAGAAUUGCGGUUAGCAUUUCAUGGGACAUCGCAUCUACUGCGUAGGAGUUAUUCUUCACAUCUACGCGUGUCAGAAUUUUAGAGGAGAAUACCAUUGUUGUAGCGGUGGAUUCAGUAAAUCAUCAGCUGCGAUUAGAUACCAACAGACAGGCCGGCUAGCGCGGCGUGGAUGGGGCCAUCGUCAUCACGUCAGUGCGGCCUAACGCGCGCACUCCGGGGGCGGGGGGAGAAGGUGAUUGCGCCCGACGGCAGUCGAGGUAAUGACAACUGACCACACGGUUUUAGGCUGAGGGUGCAUAAGCCAAAAACCAACUUCCAGAGCCCGGGGCAGGCAAGGUCUGGAUCGAGACGCGCGCAAAGUCCUGCCCAAAAAGCACGCCGAACAAAAAUAGGCACUAGUAGGCGUUCUGCAGUUCUUACACAAUCCUCACAGCGGUGAUUCAUCCCGCAAAGGGACAGGAUCCCUAGUGAGGGCAGUAUUUUCAGACGUACGCAAGUUGCCGACCAAAAAAGAGGGCAGCGCGUCCGGCGAAGAGGAGGUGCCGGGGCGGGUGUAGCCGACCCCAGUGUGUUGACUGUGUGCCUAGUCAACGUCAGCCACGGCUGUGGGUAAACUCGCAACAACAGUACAGGCUACCUGCGGUGGAGUUGAGAAGCAGCAGCAGCAGCAGCAGCAGCAGCAGCAGCAGCAGCAGCAGCAGCAGCAGCAGCAGCAGCAGCAGCAGCAGCAGCAGCAGCGACGGCCCUAA